UAUGUGCAAAUUAUGCGUGAAAGAAUAAUCCCUAUAUCUCUAUGGAAAGAAUAGAUCAAACAAUUAGUAAAAAAUUCUUGGAGCAUAAUUUAGAUUUGAUCAAUAAGAUAUUUGACGGCAUAGUUAGUGAGUCGACUGAUGAUUCUCUUCACAACUUUACAAUCUAAAGCUUGACGUGCAUUCUUCCUGCUAGGAGUACUUGAUAAGUUAUGAUUUCUAAUGGUAUUUGAUAUUGUGUUAUUUGUUAUAAGACACUUUUUCAUUGGCGAAAGAUAACUUUGAGAAUCGUGUGAUUUCUAGAGUACUUGAAAAACCUUUCAUAAUUGAAAAAAAAUUUUUUUUUAUAAUUUUUAAUCAUUUUUAAAAAUGAUUUUUGAAUAUUUAAAAAAGUUAUUUUGGAAAGCCGACGAAGGAAGCAGAAAACGGAAAUCACACGAAUUUAUUUCUAAUGAUUCGUCCAUCAAAAAACCGUGUUCAAGAUUCAAAUCAAGUCAAUUAAAAAUCAACCGCUAUGAUGACAAUGGUCGUAGUUUUAAGAUCGUAACAGAAUCUCCUGAUGGUGCAGAGAUUACCGAAAAAUCUGUAAUAGUUGAAACGAAAUCUGAUUUUGUUCAAACAAAUCAAUACAAGCUUUUAGCUGCAACAAAAGCUAACGGAUUUAGUGAUCAAUACACAAUUAAAAAAGAUUCAGUCCUAGAAAAUGCCAUAGACCAGUCAACAUUGUACCAUACACACAGGUUGGCUGAAAAAAAGCAGUAUGGUGAAAUGUUAUUAAAUUUUAUGCCAUCAAAAACAAACUAUAUUGAUAGAAGUACACAUCAAGAAGUGAACCAAACUAAUUUUUUCCAAAACAUGUGUACAAACAAGAGUCAAGUGCCUUCAAGGCUAGCAUACCAUCGCAAUAAUUUAAACAACGUCUGUAAGAAUCAUACUUUUCUAGAAACAUCAAGUAGUUCUCUAAUGCAAUGUCAAAAUUGUUUUUUAGCACCCACCAAAAAACAAGAAAAUAUGUGUUCAAGAUCUUUUAUACAGACACCACUGAAAACUACCAAAACUAAUACUCUAAAAGAUGAAAUUUCCUCAAAAAAAGUGUAUAAAUAUGAUUUUAUUAAUCAUAUCGAUAGAAAAUAUGAUGAACUCACAAAACAGUGCCAGAAAGAAGUGCUACACUUAACAAAAAUAAAAUGCAUGUUGGCCAAACAUAAUCAGUCCAUAAGAGAAACAGUUCUUGAAGAUCAUUUGAACCGUUCUAUGAAAUUGUGUAAAAUUGUUCUUGAUGAAAGAGAAGAAAUACAAGAAUCAAAGUUGUUUGAACUUACAACAGAAAUGGUAGAACUCAUAAACAGAGCAUUGAGGACCGGACACUCAAAUGAAAUUCUUGUGCAAAGUUUUGGAUUACAAAUAACUAGAAAAGAUAUCCAAACUCUGGCAGGCUUAAAUUGGCUUAAUGAUGAAAUUAUUAAUUUCUACAUGAAUCUUUUAAUAGAAAGAGGGAAGAACAAAAACUAUCCAGAUGUAUACGCCAUGAACACAUUUUUUUAUCCAAAAUUAAUUUCUGGUGGACAUGUAUCCCUUAAAAGGUGGACUAGAAAAAUAGAUAUUUUUUCAAAAGAUAUAUUAGUUAUUCCCAUCCAUUUAGGAAUUCAUUGGUGUAUGUCAAUUGUAGAUUUUAGAAAUAAAUCCAUUAAAUAUUUUGAUAGUAUGGGUUCUCCAAAUUAUAAAUGUUUACAAUCAUUAAAACAAUAUUUAUAUGCUGAAAGUAUUGAUAAAAAACAUGUAGCAUUCAAUUUUUCAGAUUGGAUUUUAGAAUGUGUCAAGAAUAUUCCGCAACAAAUGAAUGGUAGCGACUGUGGUGUAUUUUCAUGUAUAUUUGCUGAGUAUGUUUGUGCUAACAAGUCUUUUGAUUUUAGUCAAGAUGAUAUGCCAUAUUUUAGAAAUAAAAUGGUUUAUGAAAUUCUAACAAUGAAACUGAUAUAGUUACUCAUACAUUAUAUUUGCUUAUGAAACGUUUUUUUUGUAUAUUCUUAUAGGCCAAUAAAUUUUACAAAAAAAAUUAA
Copidosoma floridanum is the source of this 2057-nucleotide messenger RNA. RefSeq names its product sentrin-specific protease. Gene Ontology annotation, biological process: proteolysis; protein desumoylation. Gene Ontology annotation, molecular function: deSUMOylase activity. The record is from RefSeq and is a predicted model, not a curated record. Lineage: Eukaryota; Metazoa; Arthropoda; Insecta; Hymenoptera; Encyrtidae. Gene Ontology annotation, cellular component: nucleus.